ACAAAAACUAGUUUAUUUAUAUUUAUAUUUGCACCAAAACGACGUCACCUGGACCAAGUAUUUAAAGGGCAUUCGAAUUCACCCAUUCACCAAAUCCCGAAACCACUGCCUGAAACCAAAACGACGUCAAUGGCGGUUUCCAUCACCGACUACAACCUGGAGUACCGGUGCUCGACAGACGACGCGUGGUACACCUGCGCCGUCGUUCUCGACGACGUCAACCGCAACCUCCGUGUCAAGUUCCGCGAUUUUGUUCAAAGUUUCUACGACGAAGUUUUCUCCGUCGCUAACUUCUCGACUCACAGUGAAAUCGAACAGUUUCUCCUUAGAUUCCGUCCGGUUUCAAAGCCUGUUGAGGAUUAUGAGUGUUCUGGAAUCAUUCAAGGCAUGCUUGUUUGUGCCAUUUACAGAAACAAGGAUGAAGCUCUGUAUUUUGACGCUGUUGUUGACGCUGUGCGUUAUAAAGCGCAUAAACCGGAGGAGUGUUUAUGCAGUUAUCUGCUAUGCUGGCAGCAUGGACCGGGCAAUGGAAAUGUAACAAAGUCAACUAUCGAGGACAUUUGUCUUAUUACCGAUGGUGCUAUUCAUCCCAAACUUAUUGAGUUCGCAAACCUUAUGAAACAACAACUUAAAGGGGCUUCCGUUCAGUCUCAGGUGUUUGGCAGUGCGGGGCAUAGUUCUCAUGUCGGAUCCUCUGCAGAGUUGAGUGAUCAUGAUAUCGAUAUGGGCGGUGUGAAAACAACUGGUCGUCAUCAUUAUAUUAUGUUGGAAAAUCUCGAGAAAGAUCUGUGUCCGUUGUUAAUGAUGGAUUUUAUACAUGAACAUACAUCAAUCACAGCCGAAUCGUAUGUUUUCCCAAGUUUGUUAGCUGAAACGUAUGCACGAGGAGCAAUUAUGGUAGAUAGCACUACAAAGUUGAAGAGGAUUUAUGAUUUUAUAAACAAUCCAAAUCACAUCAUUACAUCUUUCUCUGGAAGGCCGUGGGUUCUUGCUGAAGAUGAUCUUAGAACCGGAACAUUCAACGCAAACCUGCAUAGCUUGCAGCCUAAGUAUGAGAACUAUGGUACAAAGAAUGAGUUGAAAGUUGUUCGGUUAGGAACAGAAGAGUACAGAGAAUGUAAACAGCAAAAAGAUUUAUUUUUGGAAUUUCGCGGUCAUGUAAAUGGGCUCGUGAAGAGGUUGGGCAUGGAGGAGAAGAAGAAUCGGGACCUGUUCAGCUUCUGCAAAUUGUGAAAGUGCGGUUUCUAGUGGCAGGUGUUGUAAAGGUACCAGCAUGGUGUUGUGUUUUUGUGAAUAGUUGAAGCUUGAGAUAGUAGUUUAAACGGGUGCAGGUCAGGUUCACGUCGGUUCUUUUUGAGAGUUAUGAAUCUCAUAGUAAAGCUACAAAUUAUAUCGCUCUAGAUUUUUGGUGUUUUUAACCCUCAGAAAACCUAGUGAUAAGUUGCUAAGUAACACAACCAUACAAGUCGUCGGACCUUUACUUUUAAUUUUGCCCGCCUAUAAUUAACUAGUGGGAUUCCUACGUGAUAGCAAUGGGAAUUCGGUCAGUAGUGGUUUGUUAUGCUGGCUAAUUUGACCGGUAUCAGUUCUACAAUGGAUCCUUUUUGUAAUAGAAGCUCACUUGAAAAGGCAUUGCAAUA
Messenger RNA from Helianthus annuus (common sunflower), 1640 nucleotides. RefSeq lists its product as uncharacterized. The record is from RefSeq and is a predicted model, not a curated record. Gene Ontology annotation, molecular function: chromatin binding. Lineage: Eukaryota; Viridiplantae; Streptophyta; Magnoliopsida; Asterales; Asteraceae. Bases 130 to 1233 code for a protein of 367 amino acids. The transcript is spliced from 7 exons.